AAAGGCACUUCGGGGUCCUGAAUCUGUGAAAGUCUGAGCUAGACUUAAGUAAAAUACACUGAGGCCUGUGCCUGGGCAACUGUGUUCAGUAGAAGCUAACUCUAGUUAAAUUCGCUGUAGAAUACUUUGUAACUGUUUCCUGCUAUGAAGGAGAUUUAAAUGCAGAUGUGGAAAGAAUUCCAAAAUAUAGAUGACAUUCCUUUGGAAGAGAGGCUUCCAAUUUUCAUUUUGUACCUUUCCAAACGGACUGAAUUUUCUAAUCUUCCCCGUGGGUUACUUAGUAUGUCAACAGCGGUUAUUAAGAUAUAUGACCAGGAGUGAGAUUGCUGUAUCAUACAAAAAUGAACUCAAAAUGACUGAAAGACUUAAAUAUAAGACAUGAAACUAUAAAACUUCUAGAAGAGAACAUAGGCAAAAAAUGCUCUGACAUAAUCAUAACAUUUUCUUAGAUCAGUCUCUCAAGACAAAAGAAAUAAAAGCAAAAAUAAACAAAUGGGGCUUACUCGAACUUAUAAGCUCUUGCACAGCAAAGGAAACCAUGAACAAAACGAAAAGGCAACCUACGGAAUGGGAGAAAAUAUUUGCAAAUGAUGCAACCUACAAGGGCUUAAUAUCCAAAAUAUACAAACAGCUCAUACAGCUAAAUAUCAAAACAAACAAACAAACAAUCAAAAUAUGGGCAGAAGACCUAAACAGACAUUUCUCCAAAGACAUACAGGUGGCCAACAGGCACAUGAAAAGAUGCUCAACGUCCCUAAUUAUUAGAGAAAUGCAAAUCAAAAGUACAAUGAGGUUUCACCUCACACUGGUCAGGAUGGCCAUCAUCAAAAAGCCUGCAAACAGUAAAUGCUGGAGAGGGUGUGGAGAAAAGGGAACCUUCCUGCACUGUUGGUGCGAUGUAAACUGGUGCAGCCACUAUGGAGAAGAGUAUGGAGUUUCCUUAAAAAACUAAAAAUGGAAUUAGAGUUCUUCAUUGCAAUGAAUAGGAACUGACUGGGGCUGACUUCAAUAGAAAUUUAUUUGACAAGAGGAUUUGGGGUAAGUCUCAAAAUUAAUAGCAAGGAUGAAGGACCACACUUGGAAGAGAACAUGGGGAAACAAAAGCAAGCUGGGGACACAUUGCCAUCAUCAAAAUCACUCCAGAGAACAGCUGAUCGUGGACCCCAAUGUCAUUACUGCUGAAGCCUGGACCGACAGGUCACUUCACCCACUGACCCUGAACUUUAGGAUGCCUCCACUGCACAACUGCUGGUGCUGUCUCUGGAGACUGUUGUUUAAAAUUCUACCACUUCCUGAGGAGUUGUCCCCAUCUAUGCUUUUUGUGUCAGUUUCUCUUGAUUCCCUGCAGUGCCAAUUUCUUUGUGUCCUCAGGUUUUGUUUCUACAUUUGUGUGUCUGCUUAGUUGAACCUAAAGCACAUGUCCAUGCUCUGUUUUCUACAAAGGCUGAGAAAUCGAGUAUGAAAUUUUUACCUUUCAUUGUUAGUUAUGUCAAUUUCUCCGUGAAAGUCCUAGUAACAUGUACUGUCUCUCCUGUGUAUUUCUCUCAGGGACUUUGAAGCAUCGGUCCCACAUUUCCUAUCUCUUUUUAAUCACGACUCCCUGCGCCUUUUCUUUGCACCUUCUGUUACCUGCUUUACUGCCUAGUCCUUGAUUUUUAGGCAUUGAGGCUUCUCACAUGGAAAUAGUUCCUGAUUUCUCUCUUUUCUCUGAAACCUCAUGAAUUUUGAAAGCUGCUUCAAAUUUUUCAUUUUCUUUUUUUGAUUCAGGCAUAUUUUCUGCCGUAGUUCUCAUCCUUCAGUUUGUCCUUAAAAUUCUUCAAUUUUAAAGUUUCAUAACUGAAACCUUAGCAGUCAUGAAUGUAAUGAUUUCAUACCUCUUUAGCAAUAAAAUGAUUUCAAACCUGCACAUGAAAUCUGCAGAAUGACUAACUGCGGCUGGUCUGACUGGAGCCUGGGUAAGGGCUGGCUUUCUUUGCUAAGUACACCUUUUUUUCUCAUCUGUGCAGCCUCCCCUUGGCUGCCUGUACCAGUUGGAGUUUGGGGUUGCAAAGUAACAGACAGUGUAAUUUACUGGAAGGAGGUGAAGGCAGCUCAAAGAACUGAAGGCUGAAGGUCCAGCUGGGAACCAGCAGCAACUCAGGAUCUCAGGACCAUCUUCCUUACUGCACAGGAUGGGAAGUUGAUGCCCAGUAAGACUGAAGAUCCGUUCUGUUAAUAGACACUCUCCCAUCACAGAACUGUGGAUUACCUGUGGGUCCCCGGUGGUUUCACACCUUCACUCCCUCCUGCAGACCCAGAACAGUUACUUUGGGUCCUCUUUGCCCCAUCUGGUGAAAGAUGGCAUCCAGUCUGACUUGCACCGGGGUCAUCUGGGCUUUGCUCUCGUUUCUUUGUGCUGCCACCUCCUGCGUGGGGUUCUUCAUGCCUUACUGGCUCUGGGGAUCUCAGCUGGGCAAGCCUGUGUCCUUCGGUACUUUCCGGAGGUGCUCGUAUCCCGUGCACGAUGAGAGUCGGCAGAUGAUGGUGAUGGUGGAGGAAUGUGGGCGCUACGCCUCCUUCCAGGGCAUCCCCAGCACAGAAUGGAGGAUUUCUACCAUCGUGACAGGCCUGGGCUGUGGCCUCCUCCUGCUUGUGGCGCUCACCGCCCUCAUGGGCUGCUGUGUGUCGGAGCUCAUCUCCCGGACAGUGGGAAGAGUGGCUGGAGGAAUUCAGUUUCUGGGGGGCCUGUUGAUCGGUGCUGGCUGUGCCCUGUACCCCCUGGGCUGGGACAGUGAGGAGGUCCGGCAGACUUGUGGCUACAUUUCUGGCCAGUUUGACCUGGGUAAGUGUGAAAUCGGUUGGGCCUACUACUGCACGGGAGCAGGUGCUGCCACCGCCAUGCUGCUAUGCACAUGGCUGGCUUGCUUCUCAGGCAAGAAACAGAAACAGUACCCAUACUGAGAUGGAGCCACCAAGAGCAAACAGAGGAGAAGACGGGCUGAAGGGGCUGGGAGGGACUGAAGCAUCCAGUUAUUCUCAAAAGGUGGAAUAGUGGUUCUAAACCAUACAACACUAAUGAAAUGAAACCCAGUGGAAUUAAAGACAUUAUACCAUGUGGAAGGGUUGCGCAAGGUUUGUGAAAGAAAUGUAGAGCAUGGAAUGAUAGAGAAAAAUGGGCCAAAGGCUAAAAAUAUUGCAGGGUGUUGGGUGUUUCUAUCCCACAGAGUAUUGUUGAUGUAGAACACACACAUACACAAAACAAAUCUAUAUAUGCAGCAAACAAGGAUUUUUUUUUUUUAAGGAUGAUGACUCAGAGAAUCGAAAGGGCUAGUAGAAACAGUAUUAGGUUGGGAAGCAGGGUAACGCACAGACGUUCCCAGUAAGUCACGGCGUUUCUGAAAGCACACGAGCACAUACAGAUGUACGCAUCCACACACACGCCCACACACAGACGUUUAAAUUGUUGCACAGUCUGUAUGAGAGGUGUAGCAGUGCGUUACUCCUCUGUUUUCUUUUUAAUACACAUUUAAAAUACCAUAUUAUCACUUUAUAAAGUAUACAUUAAACCUAAUAAAUGGACCAAUAAGCCACUCUUAUCAGUAUUUUGUAUACUCUGCAUAAACUCUUUAUGCCCUCAACGUGUUUUCAGUGUUUAUGCAGAUCUUUAGAAUUAAGCCUUUGUAUUUCAGUAUUAUUCAAAAAAUAUGCAAUAUUUCUCUGAGUAGCUUCUGCUAUGGUAUUCUUAUGAAGUAAAGGGGCAACUUUCUGUCCACUGUAGGAGAGAAUUCAGUUGAAGAUGUGAGAGUAAUGAGAGACAUUUUCCAGUCACUAGAUCUUGUUUUCUUUCAUCCAUUAUUGUACUGUGCUGUACCACAUUUAUUCCAAUAUUCAUUUUGUAAAAAAUAAAAACGUGCUAUUUUGUUUGUAUUUGAAAAGCUCUGUGAAUAAAUUCUCUCUUUGAUCAGUA
Messenger RNA from Orcinus orca (killer whale), 3946 nucleotides. RefSeq names its product LHFPL tetraspan subfamily member 6 (gene LHFPL6). Gene Ontology annotation, cellular component: membrane. The coding region runs from base 2338 to 2940 and encodes 200 amino acids. The transcript has 6 exons. Lineage: Eukaryota; Metazoa; Chordata; Mammalia; Artiodactyla; Delphinidae. The record is from RefSeq and is a predicted model, not a curated record.